Messenger RNA from Daphnia pulex (common water flea), 1104 nucleotides. Its product is annotated as ribonucleoside-diphosphate reductase subunit beta-like. NCBI's taxonomy places the organism in Eukaryota, Metazoa, Arthropoda, Branchiopoda, Diplostraca, Daphniidae. The record is from RefSeq and is a predicted model, not a curated record. The transcript has 2 exons. Gene Ontology annotation, biological process: deoxyribonucleotide biosynthetic process. Gene Ontology annotation, molecular function: oxidoreductase activity. Bases 1 to 1104 code for a protein of 367 amino acids.
AUGGCAAAAGAAGAGUUGCGUUUACGUGGUAUUUCGUUUGACGAUAUCGAUCUUGCCUCUGUUGGUAAGACUGCUGCCGAAGCGACGGGUCGCAAAGAUGUUAAGACUGUACCACAAAUAUAUAUUGAGGGAGAGUACAUCGGUGGGUAUGAUGAACUACUCGCUUUACUAAAUAAACCACCCGAAGUUCGAGGCGGAGAUGAAUGCCGGGCUUGCGAAGUCGAACUAACUAAAAAGCAUGAAGAGAUUCAUUGGGUAGAAGAUGAGGCAGAAUUAUCAGAGGACGUUCAAGACUGGAAAACAAAGUUGACCGAGUCCAAGAAAGACUUUGUUACUCAAAUCAUUCGAUUGUUCACCCAGUCAGACGUACAAGUUGGCGAGAAUUACCAUGAGCUAAUGAUUCCUCGCUUUAAGAAUAAUGAUAUUCGUAACAUGCUAUCAUCGUUUGCGAAUCGUGAGGGUGUUCACCAACGUGCGUAUGCGCUACUGAAUGAUACACUUGGUCUACCAGACGAAGAGUUUCAUAAGUUUCUAGAGUACUCCGAAAUGGCAGACAAGCUAGACUUCAUGAAGCAAGGUAACAUCAAUAGCCUCACAGGUCUUGCACUUGUUAUUUCUCAGUCUGUAUUUAAUGAAGGAAUGAGUUUGUUUUCAUCGUUCGUUAUGUUACUGAACUUCCAACGUUUUGGUAAGAUGAAAGGAAUGGGCACUAUUGUUGAAUGGUCUAUUCGUGAUGAGACUAUGCAUGUCCAAGGCAACUCUAAGUUGUUCCGUGAGUUCGUAGAAGAGCAUCCUCGUAUCGUAAACGAUGAACUAAAGUCCAAGAUAUAUGAGAUGGCAACAAAUGCUGUUAAGUUAGAGGACAAGUUCGUUGAGCUGGCAUUUAAUGGCCAUGACCAAGAAGGUAUCACUGAAGCCGACGUUAAGCAGUACAUACGUCAUAUUGCGGAUCGUAGAUUGUUACAGCUAGGCAUGAAGCCAAAGUUUAAAGUAAAAUACAAUCCAAUGCCAUGGCUUGAUUGGGUUUUGAACGGUGCGUCUCAUGAUAACUUCUUUGAGAAGCGUGUUACAGAGUACUCCGUCAACGGCAUGGAAGGCGAUUAG